GGAGCGCGCUGGGUCUGGUGGCAGAGCGUCUGGCGCGGAGCGGUGUUUGCGCGUUAAUCCCGCCCCCGGAAUUCCCUGGAGAGGCUCGGAAUUCCUUCAGGGUGGGCGUGGGGCGGGCAGGGAGCCCGGGCCGGUGUCUGGUGGCAGGGGUACAGUCGGGUUUGAGUUCCCAGCCUGGUAUCCGAGUCACUGUGUCAGCCAGGGGCGUCCGAUUUCUACCGGAGGGAAUGAUGCUCCCUCUAUCUUUGAACCGCCACGGCUUUUAACCCUCUACUCUCGUUUCUCGGUGACUUUUACUGACCCCGAAAUCGAACCGAGCGCUGUCUGAGGGCUCUGCUGCCUGCAUGUUUUCCAGCACUGGUGGUGUGAAGAGGAAUCCCAACUUUUUCUGCAGUCGUCUUAGCGCUUUGUGACUCAGUGCUCCUAAUGUGCUGGACGUCACAGAUUAAAUCCUGCUUUUAUAGCUGGAAUGCACUUUGUACGUCUUUUUAUACCUGACCUGGAAAUGUUCAGCGAGUGAUUUUCUGUAGCAGCAAAAGAUGCGAAUGUUACUGUAAAUUAAAUACUCUGGUGGCUUCAUAGCUUACUGUUACAACUCCAAUUCAACAAAGCAACUAGGUUUAUUUUUGCAGAAGAACUGUGUAGGCUUCAAGUGUCUUGACUUGUUUUUUGGCUUUUCUUCCCUUAUUAAAUGCAGGCAGUGUCAGUACCAUUUUUUCACACAGUUUCUGAUUCRUAAACCACAAAUGAAACAUUCUUCUGAAAAGCCAAAAAUGGAGCCAGAAGUUGCCUUGACUCUCUUAUAUGAAUAUGCUGUCUUUAAAAUUGAAUUGUUUAGGAUUAUACCUGGAAAGACUGAGGCAUAGUCCUGCUGUCUUCCCCCUGUGGUAUUUGCCUGACAGGAUUUGUCAUCCUCCUAUUUUAUGUUUACUGGCACAUUGACUGGGAAACCUGAGGCCUCACCACAUAAUCCUUGCAUGUCUGGAGGUCCCUGAGGCUUGUGUUGUCCUUCUAAAUAUACCAAACCAGAACAGUUGUUCAUGAUUUCACGUUCAAUACUGUAGCUAAGUGACCAGAGGCAUAACCAGAAAGUGGACAAAUGUCAUGUUAAGAAAGCAAGGAUUCARCUGAAGCUUAGGGGUUUUUUUCUGUUCUCCCUCUUCCUCCCCUUCUUUUUGUUUUGUUUUUUGAUAGAAUGGAGCAGCUUUUUCCAAAGUCAGAGGAAGCCAGUCAAGCCAAGACAGCACUAGAUGGUGUAUUUGAUCGAUCCUUUGAUUCUGGGACUGGUUGAUAAAGACAUUGAGCAGAUCAGAAGCUCUCCUGAUGGCCCCAGCCCAGAAUGCAAGUACUUCUGUGCUCGAAGAGACUUCACUACAUUUGCACUACUGGACAAAACAUGGAAACAUGAAAUGGGCCUUUUUAGAACUGCUGAGAAGAUGGGGUUCCAAUGGCUAAAGAUUAUCAACAAGGACCCUCGCUUGGAUGGGAUGGAUGACCUGUCUGGCAUGGAAAUUCCCUUGCACUACAUAUUCAAACUGGCAUCCCAUGCCAUUCACCUGGUGGUCUUCUAUGAGAGGAGUGGCAAUUUCCUCUGGCAUGGACCCCUGAGACUCAAGCAACACAUGGACAGAAAGUUUGUGCCUUUCCGGAAACUCCACUUUGGUCGCUACCCUGGAGCUUAUGAAAAGCCAGAACUUCUGCCUGUUUCCAUUGAUGACUUAAAAGUUCAAAUUCCAAAAAAUCCGUCCGGUUUUCUAGAGGAGAUGUCCCACUCUAGAUUUCUUGAAUGUAGGUACAGAGAAGCUCGGGCUUUCUUUCAGCUGUAUCCUGAUGAUGCCUCUCUUGAUGCAGUGGAAUUUAGGAAGAAAGCAAAAUCCUUGCUUCAUCUGGCUGCACUGACACUGAAUAACUUGGGAGUAAAGUUCUGGCUGAGCAGUGGAACAUGUCUUGGCUGGUAUAGACAGUGCAAUAUCAUUCCUCACAGCAAAGAUGUGGAUUUAGGAAUCUUUAUAAGGGAUUACAAAGCAGAUAUCAUUCCAGCCUUCCAGAAAGCAGGGUUGCCACUGAAGCAUAAAUUUGGCAAGGUGGAAGACAGCUUGGAGCUUUCUUUCCAGGGAGAAGGUGAUGUGAAACUUGAUAUAUUUUUCUUCUAUGAAGAGGAUGACCACAUAUGGAAUGGAGGAACUCAGGCCAAGUCAGGCAAGAAAUUUAAGUAUCUCUUCCCCAAGUUCACUCUGUGCUGGACUGAAUUUGUGGAGCUCAAGGUGCAUGUGCCCUGUGAAACCCUGCAGUACGUGGAGGCCAACUAYGGCCCGGAGUGGAAGGUGCCUGUGAAGACGUGGGACUGGAAGAGCUCACCCUCCAAUGUGCAGGACAACGGUGUGUGGCCUGUGGAUGAGUGGGAUGAUGUCAUCCAAAUCUACUGACCCCUGGCUGCUGACAGAGCCUGUCCCCAGAACUGUCACACUGUGAUUUCUCAGAGCCCAAAGGCAUCAGCAUCAYUCUCUGUGUGUUUCCUGAGGAGACAUUUGCCUCCCUUUGCUUAACAGGUAUUUUCUUCACCUUGAUGAUGCUUUUUUUCCAAGUGGUUAAAGGAGAAGAUGAAAGGCAACUCGAGGGAAGGGAAGCUGAAAGAAAAGCUGCACAAAGGGAGUAGAGAGGAAAUAUUGCUGUGAACUUCUGGGCAGUUGACUGUUCAAAUGUAAACAGUGRCCAGGUGGUUUCGACACUCCUGGGAUCAUCAAAACCUUUGGACUGUUAAAUUCUCAAGCUUGASAGAGGGUUAGGAUGGGAAAAUCUCAGAGAAGUUCCUCUUUUUUCAAAGGAGAUGGUGUGACUGCUUAACUUCAGAACACCAGAGUGUAGAGUACCUCAAAUGUGCUUGUUUUGAGACUGAAACAUCCCCACAAUGUGCAACAGGUUGCUCUUGGGAGUGGAAUGUUUAUAUUGCACAAAACCCCUGUGACCACCUGCUUUACAUCUAGGAGGUGUCUGGUGAUGGGCAACACUAAGUUAAUGGAAGGAGAGACAAUCCACACUGGACAUUUUUUAAUCUGCUCUUUUCUUUAAGAAUGUGAAGAUGCAUGCUGCUGAGAUGGUUUUGUCAUGAAAUGAAAUAAAAUCCUUGUUUUAAUGUCCCAGUCCUUUUGUUCUCCCUGUAAAAGGUUUGACUGUAUUUCAGAAAAUAACAGCUAUCCCUGCUUUCCUGCAAGUAGACAGAAAUGGGGGUUAUUCAUAGUUUUCUGUUUCACAGAACAGAGGCCUCUCUCUAAGGGAAAGGAGAAAUGUGUACAAAUACCAACUGUUCGUCAAAUUUGCAGCAGCAAUCCUGCCAGUCCUCUCCGUUUCAGUUUCUCCUGCCACUGAAAGAGUGGAGUAAAUGAUUCAGCUUCUGGCAACAGCUUGUCAGGCUGGCUCUUCAGUUGGAUGGUAAAUUUCUUAGCCCUGCCUGGCUGAGAGAGAUGUAAAAUCCUGCUAACACCAUUCACUUGCUUGAGUAACCAUGACAUCAUAAGGGAUAAUUUCUCAGGUAGAUUAUUUUUUGUACGUUUUCCAUAAAAUGGGGGGAAAAAAGUGAAAUGUCCUUAUGGUUUUCAUGUUCAUAACUCUGUUGUCCUGAAUUCCUUGGUGUAAUAACACUCARUGAGCCUGUGAGUUUCUCAAAUGUGGUAUGUUUUCAAGAGUGAAAGAAAAGAUGUUCUCAGAAAAUUAUAAUCUGUCAAAUUUUUGACUUUGUAGAUGAAAAGACUAAUAGGAAAAAAUGCAUGUCCCUGAAAGGGAGGAUGUCUUGAACAGUUGAUUAUACCUGAAAGGUAUUCUUAAGGUUAAAAUGUUUUCUCUUCAGAAUAUACAAGUGUAUAUUUAACACUGAUUAAAAGGAGAAUCUAAUUUGCAACUCAAGAUGCUGUUUUAUCCUUUGUUUUGUCAUCUUGGGCAGCAUUUAACACACUUCAUUGCAGUUACCGUGACAUAAUGCACAGAAAAAACAUCCUGAAAUGUUUUUUACACUGCUUAUUGACUGCACAUCUUUGAGCUUUUAUUU
Messenger RNA from Malurus melanocephalus (red-backed fairy wren), 4042 nucleotides. RefSeq names its product fukutin (gene FKTN). The transcript has 8 exons. NCBI's taxonomy places the organism in Eukaryota, Metazoa, Chordata, Aves, Passeriformes, Maluridae. Gene Ontology annotation, cellular component: Golgi membrane. The record is from RefSeq and is a predicted model, not a curated record. Bases 1251 to 2426 code for a protein of 391 amino acids.